Etheostoma spectabile (orangethroat darter) is the source of this 1368-nucleotide messenger RNA. RefSeq lists its product as uncharacterized. The coding region runs from base 24 to 1262 and encodes 412 amino acids. NCBI's taxonomy places the organism in Eukaryota, Metazoa, Chordata, Actinopteri, Perciformes, Percidae. Gene Ontology annotation, molecular function: signaling receptor activity. Gene Ontology annotation, cellular component: cell surface. The transcript is spliced from 9 exons. The record is from RefSeq and is a predicted model, not a curated record.
CAGUCCCAUCAGCCUCCACACUGAUGACUUUACAGAGUUUAAGCUCCACACCUUCAUCAUCCUCCACACUGAUGACAUCACAGAGCUUCAGCUCCACACCUUCAUCAUCCUCCACACCUUCAUCAUCCUCCCCUGAAGCCAGCGAGCCUCAAAAGAAACACCCAACUCCAGCCCAGAGAACUCUGCUGUAUGUGGGUCUGACUCUGGUCCUCCUGGUCCUCAUAUUAUCAGCAGCUUUGCUGAUUUUCUGCAGGAAGAGAGACAAGAAACCCAAAGCACUGCAGGAUGGAAACAUCGGUCUCAUCAAUGCAGAAAUCAUCCAGAGAACAGGAACUGAAGGAGGAAACAUCACCGUUGCAUGCUCCUUCACUUUCUCUGGAUAUUGGAGAAUCUUCUGUAAAGACAAAUGUAAACAAAGAGACAUUCUCAUUGAGACAGAAAAGGACACAGCUCAGAGAGGCAGAUACAGUAUUGAAUAUGAAGAAGGAUUUUUUCCAUUAUCAGACACAGUUCUGUAUGUGAGCAUCAGAAACCUGACUCAGUCAGACUCAGGACGGUACAGAUGUGGUUUGGACAGAUCUUUCUCAUUCUCACCAUCAUACCAGGAGAUUGAGCUCCGAGUUCCAGAGGCUCCAACCUCUCCUCCCAGACCUCCUUCAACAUCAGUCCCAUCAUCCUCCACACUGAUGACAUCACAGAGUUUAAGCUCCACACCUUCAUCAUCCUCCCCUGAAGCCAGCGAGCCUCAAGAGAAACACCCAACUCCAGCCCAGAGAGCUCUGCUGUAUGUGGGUCUGACUCUGGUCCUCCUGGUCCUCAUAUUAUCAGCAGCUUUGCUAAUUUUCUGCAGGAAGAGAGACAAGAAACCCAAAGAACCUCCUGUAGAAACUGAGUACUCUCAUGUUACAAAGGCCAACCCAGUGUAUGAGGAGAUCAGAGAGGACAGACAGAGCACAUCUCCUCCUGUAGAAGUGUCCACAGUUUACACUUACGCCAAAUACACCAAACCAGAUGGAGUAGAGACCACCGAGGACUACAGCUUAGUCACUGCACCCACUUCUCAGAUGAAAACUGAAGACGAGCUCACCUACUCUGAGCUGGAUGUCCCCAGCGGUCCAGCUGCCUCGCUGCACAGCGCCCCCUGUGGUGACGCAGAUACCGUGGUCUACUCUGUUCCUCGGGUAGAAGCCAGCUGGGCCGGCAGCCCCCCCCCAGACACUCCACCUCCUCUGUACUCUACUGUUACUCUACAUCAGGUGUAGCUUCAACGCUGUCAGCUACAUGGACUCUCUCAGGGGCCCCCAGGGGCCACACGGGGCUUUCAAUGAGUCACAUUCACUCAAAAAAAAUCUGGUUUUAUCAUUUAUU